ACGUUGCAACAUAUUUAUAUGUCAAUGUCAAUGUCGUUGGUCUAAUAUAUCUUUUAAAUCUAUGGUCUUUUCUUGUUGACGGGUAAAGAGAAUAUCCAUCCAAGAUGGGUAAGAUUAUGAAACCUGGGAAGGUAGUGCUGGUCCUCAGUGGCCGGUACGCGGGCCGUAAAGCCAUCGUCGUGAAGAACUACGACGAGGGCACGUCAGAAAAACCUUACGGUCAUGCCUUUGUCGCCGGUAUCGACAGGUACCCCAGGAAAGUGCACAAGAGGAUGGGAAAAAACAAAAUCCACAAGCGCUCUAAAGUCAAGCCCUUCGUUAAGGUCGUAAACUACAACCACCUGAUGCCCACAAGGUACUCUGUAGACUUCAGCUUUGAAAAGUUCAGCGCAAAGGACUUGAAAGACCCCGCGAAACGCAAGAAGCUUCGUUUCAACACAAGAGUGCGCUUUGAGGAGAGAUACAAGAGUGGAAAGAACAAGUGGUUCUUCCAGAAGCUUAGGUUCUAAGGUGUACUUUAAAUAAAAAAUUUAAAAGCAA
This is a messenger RNA of Zerene cesonia (dogface butterfly), 540 nucleotides long. It is a transcript of the gene RpL27, whose product is annotated as 60S ribosomal protein L27. Gene Ontology annotation, molecular function: structural constituent of ribosome. The record is from RefSeq and is a predicted model, not a curated record. The coding region runs from base 105 to 509 and encodes 134 amino acids. Gene Ontology annotation, biological process: translation. Lineage: Eukaryota; Metazoa; Arthropoda; Insecta; Lepidoptera; Pieridae. The transcript is spliced from 3 exons. Gene Ontology annotation, cellular component: cytosolic large ribosomal subunit; ribosome.